UACGUCGCGGCGCAUCGGAUCCAUUGUGAAUGUAAAACGGGGAGUUGUGGGAGUCGAUGGGAUCGGGAUAGUCGGCUGUCACUCUUCACAGCAAGUGCGUUCGUGUAUUUCGCCGAAAAACCGCUACAUAUCCAUCUAUGGUGUUGCAAAUCGUCUUUUAGUGCAGGUGCGAUGUUUAAGGGCACAGUGCGGAUAAAAGUAAUCCAGGCCGAAGGGUUGCGCCCUACCGACUGCUCGAAACGCCACAACAUGAUGUUCGGCAAGUCUGACGACCAGAUGGACCCCUACGUCACCAUCGACGUGGACGACACCCACCUGGCCCAGACCACCACCAAGUCGAAGACGCUCGACCCCGUCUGGAACGAGUCCUUCGAGGACGACGUCGUCGACGCCAAGACGCUCACGUUGACCGUUUUCCACGACGCCGCCAUACCACCCAAUGUCUUUGUCGCCAACUGUAGUAUACCACUCGAGGAUUUACUACAGGACCACGAGAAAGAUUUUUGGGUUAAUUUGGAGCCUACCGGUCGACUUCGUCUUCAGGUGGACUUAGAACGUCGCGGGGAUGUUAAUACGAGACGGCAGUUCAAAGAGCGCCAAGGCUUCAACCGAAGACGAGGUGCUAUGCGUCGAAGGGUGCACCAAGUCAACGGACACAAAUUCAUGGCUACGUAUCUUCGCCAACCCACAUUUUGUUCCCAUUGUAGAGAUUUUAUUUGGGGUUUGAUGGGUAAACAAGCCUAUCAGUGCCAAGUAUGUGCUUGCGUCGUUCACAAAAGGUGCCACUCUUUGGUUCUUACAAAAUGUCCAGGGAUCAAAAACGAGAGUACUCAGCCAAAUACGGGAUUUAGUGUGAAUAUACCCCACCGUUUCGUGGUCCACAACUACAAAAGAUUCACAUUUUGUGAUCAUUGCGGGUCUUUACUCUAUGGACUUUUCCGACAAGGACUUCAAUGUGAAGCUUGUUCUUUGAAUGUUCACAAGCGGUGCCAGAAAAAUGUAGCGAACAAUUGCGGAAUAAAUGUUAAACAGAUGGCGGAAGUUUUGUCAUCUAUUGGUGUUUCCCCCGACAAACAAUUCCAAACCCAUGUUAAAUACGUCCCAGCGUCAACAAAUCAAGAAGCUUCAUCGGAAAAUGCCGAAACCAACAAAACCUCCAACACUACAAAAGAAAGCAAUGAAGAACCACCUGCAUGUGAAGAAAUAAAAGAACAAAGAAGUCCAAAUAAAAUUAGUUUAGAUGAUUUCAAUUUCAUCAAGGUUUUGGGAAAGGGAAGUUUCGGGAAGGUUAUGUUAGCUGAGAGGAAAGACACGGAAGAAAUCUUCGCGAUAAAAAUCCUCAAGAAAGAUGUCAUUAUCCAAGAUGAUGACGUCGAGUGUACCAUGACUGAAAAAAGGAUUUUGGCGUUAGCUGCCAAGCAUCCGUUUCUGACUGCGCUUCAUUCAUGUUUCCAGACUAAAAAUCGCCUUUUCUUCGUUAUGGAAUACGUAAAUGGGGGAGACUUGAUGUUUCAAAUCCAAAGGGCGCGAAAAUUCGACGAGCCAAGAGCGAGGUUUUACGCAGCUGAGGUCACGUUAGCGCUCCAGUUUUUGCACAAGCACGGGGUUAUUUACCGAGACUUGAAACUAGACAAUAUUUUGCUGGACGCUGAGGGGCACUGCAAAUUGGCCGAUUUUGGGAUGUGCAAAGAGGGGAUCUUUGAGGGUAUUACGACUACUACGUUCUGUGGCACUCCGGAUUACAUCGCUCCGGAGAUUUUGCAAGAGCUGGAGUACGGGGCGAGUGUGGAUUGGUGGGCUUUGGGGGUUUUGAUGUACGAGAUGAUGGCAGGGCAGCCGCCGUUUGAGGCUGAUAAUGAGGAGGAUAUGUACGAGUCGAUUUUGCACGACGAUGUUCUUUAUCCGGUUUGGUUGAGUAAGGAGGGUGUUAAUGUCUUAAAAGGGUUUAUGACGAAGAACCCGAAUAAGAGGUUGGGGUGUGUGGCCUCACAGGGCGGCGAGGCGGCGAUCAAAGUGCAUCCUUUUUUCAAGGAGAUUGACUGGACUGCGUUGGAGCAGAAGAAAGUAAAACCGCCUUUUAAACCAAGAAUUAAAAGCAAAAAGGAUGCGUUGAAUUUUGACGCAGAGUUUACGAAAGAAGAACCAGUUUUGAGUCCGGUUAGCACCGAAGUGACGAAUUCAAUAAACCAAGAGGAGUUCAAAGGAUUCUCGUUUAUUAAUCCAAAUUACAAUCCUAAUCGUUUUACUGUUUCAAGCGACUAAGUUAUUGACUAGAGAUGAUUUCAGUUAAAUUUCAACCAUAUGAAUAAGUUUCAAUCUGACUCAGUUAUUAGAUAGAAGAUUUCUGUGAUCUUACUGGAUAAUUAAACCAGAAAUUAAAUGUAUAUUUACGAAAGGCCUAAGCUCUGUAAAUAUUUUAUUUUGGUGAAUUGAGAAGUUUUAUUAGAUCGAGUCAAUUUAUUGUUGUGGUAGCCUUAAAAUUGUACAAGACUCAUGUUUUCACAUUUUGUGUUUGCAACCAGGAGAUCGUAAAGAGCUUAUCAAGAGAGAUUUUUAAGGAAAAUUGUUGAUAAUAUGAUAGUUUAUGUGGAUUUUGUUUAAAGUGUAGCACAAAUGAUGUAAAGAAUGCCACACAAUAACCACGAACAUGGAGAGCAAUCAUUACGCAAAGUGUGCCUGUUGAUGUUGUAUGAGUUAAAUAAAUUUAUCUGCCAUAUUGAGCUGUUUAGAACAAAAUCGAAUACAUUUCAAAGAAAUGUUUGUUGUUGGAAGGACAAAAAUGUUUUAUGUUUAUGUCUGUAAUAGGUAGUAAUAUUAUUAGUACAGUCAGCUAAUAUAGUGAUGGAUGUUUAGCGAAUUUCCCAGUAUAAAAUAGAUACAGAUUUUUCAACCUAUUCGUCUUUCUUUUUUUUAGUAUUAUUCACGAUUUUAUCAAAUAACUUUGCGUCCGGUAUUGUGCCAAAUUUAUUUUGCCUACCUCAUCUAUUUUUAUGACAAAUACCAUAUGUUACCGUUUCUGUUGUGGUUCUCUUAGUACAAUGUGUAAUACCAACUAAUAGUAUUGUACUAUUUCUCCAAAACAGUGUACUAUAGCAUAUACCUAGUAGAUAUGUUAAUGCAGGUUAAUGGAGCACCUUUUGUUUUUUGUUAUUUUUGAGGUUUUUUAGAUUUUAAUUAUACAUAUAUAAAGCAAGGGUGUCGAAAUAAAGCUAUACUUCUUAUAGGCUUUUAUUUUUUUCUUAGAAUUCUGCAUGAAUUAGUAAGAGCUAGAACCGGUAUUAUCAUAUCUACUUAAAAUAAAUAAAUAUUAUUUAGUGUA
Messenger RNA from Tribolium madens (black flour beetle), 3319 nucleotides. Its product is annotated as protein kinase C-like. The record is from RefSeq and is a predicted model, not a curated record. The coding region runs from base 172 to 2262 and encodes 696 amino acids. Lineage: Eukaryota; Metazoa; Arthropoda; Insecta; Coleoptera; Tenebrionidae. The transcript has 8 exons. Gene Ontology annotation, molecular function: diacylglycerol-dependent serine/threonine kinase activity; ATP binding. Gene Ontology annotation, biological process: protein phosphorylation.